This is a messenger RNA of Poeciliopsis prolifica (blackstripe livebearer), 1278 nucleotides long. RefSeq names its product PH and SEC7 domain-containing protein-like. Lineage: Eukaryota; Metazoa; Chordata; Actinopteri; Cyprinodontiformes; Poeciliidae. The record is from RefSeq and is a predicted model, not a curated record. Gene Ontology annotation, biological process: regulation of ARF protein signal transduction. Bases 1 to 1170 code for a protein of 389 amino acids. The transcript is spliced from 7 exons. Gene Ontology annotation, molecular function: guanyl-nucleotide exchange factor activity.
AUGCGACAAUCGCCCCGCCCCCUGCAGGUGAUGCGAGCGGAGGCCGAGACCGCCGAAGAGGCCGGUCCGGGUUUCAGCCGCAGCGUUCUGGAAAGUCCUGCUUCAGCCCGGAGGACGGGUCGUCCAGGGUUCGACCCGACGGGCCUCAGGGAGCAAAACGGCCAGGUGGAGGAGGACGAGGAAGAUGAGGAGGAGGAGGGCGUGGCCAGGGGCCAGCGUCCGCAUGCAGGGCGACCGCCAGAGGCAGCGCGCCGCCAGAGAGGAAGACGAGGUCCUCGAACACACGGCACCGCCAUCCGAGGACCACGGCGGCCUGAGGUCGCCGGCGGCGGUCGUCGCCCGGCGACCGUCAGAGAGCCAGUUGGACUCGUUCAGCCGCCACUUCGAGAACAUCAUGGAGUCGCACCGCGCCAAGGGGACGUCAUACAGCAGCCUGGACAGCGUGGACCUGCUCACCUCCGGAUCCACCUCCGUCUUCACCUUCGACCUGCCACGCACCCCCGAGAUACAGAGUCAGAUCUGCGAGAGCGCCAAGCAGAUCCUGGAGCUGAGCUUCGCUCCGCUGACCGGCCCGAGUCGUCCUCCUCUGACACGGCCCUCGGCGCCGGGCCGGGCCCCCCGGUCCGAUCCCGGUCUGAGAAGGACACAUGGCGGCGCUCCAUCGUCAGAGACAGCUUCAGGAAGGCGACGUCGGUGCCAGUGCUGCACAGCAGGGAGCGUCUAGCGGACCAGCUCGACCCAGAGGUUCUGGAGGUUCUGACCAACGGCCUGAAACCGGACCUGGAGGCAGCCCGGCGCCUCGCCAAGCGGCUCUAUGCUCUGGACGGGUUUCGCAAGUCCGACGUGGCACCGCACCUCAGCAAGAAUAACGACUUCAGCCAGUUGGUGGCGCAGGAGUACCUGGAGCACUUCAACUUCAGCGGCUUGAACAUCGACCAGGCUCUCAGGACGUUUCUGACCCGGUUUUCUCUGAUGGGAGAAACCCAGGAGAGAGAGAGAGUCCUCGCUCACUUCUCCAGGAGAUACAGGCAGUGUAACCCCCAGACGCUGUCCACUGAAGACAGCGUCCACACCCUCACCUGCGCCGUCAUGCUGUUGAACACUGAUCUCCAUGGAAACGUGAGUGUCUCCUUUGUCUUCCUCAUCAGGUUUACUGAUGUGGUCACAUGACUGGCUUCCCGACAGGAACUAUUUUUCCAAAAUAUCUUUACUGUAAUUUUAACAGUUUAGACAAACACCUUGAACAUUCUGCAAAGUAUGACAGUAGCAUUAGUAGCA